CUUUAUCAGCUGCUCAUCCGGUGUUUGUUUCUGUCGGUCUGACUCCGCUGUCAACACGGGCUUCCUCUGACAACGGUCACAUCCCCUCGCUGAGCUCAGAGACGCCGAGAAUCGGAGACAGCAUGGAGGACAGCCAGACUUAUGCGAAUGUUCAGCUCGUCAAACCAGACUCACGGUUUCCAACGAGAACUGAACCUGAUGUAUCGGACGCGGAACCGAAUAUCAAAUGCCUCUCCGUUCCCCGGACAGAUGAAGACCGUCUGACCUCCACCUACUCAGAGCUGAACUUUGGGAAAGACGAAACCCUCAUCGAUGAGGAUGAGGAUCCCCCCGUUGCCUCGGGACCCGGCGAACUGCGAGUCACUGCACGAACAGACGGUGUCACAUCCACCUACUCAAUGCUGAACCUUCGGAAAGACGAAAUUCUCAUCGAUGAUUAUGAAGAUCCUCCCAUUACCUCGGCACCCGCCGAAAUGCCAGUGACUGCACAAGGAGGUGCGCACGAACAGGAGCCGAAAGAGAACAUCGGAAAUAGACCGUACCGUAAGAUCUACCUACUCUGCCUAGUUACGUCUAUCCUCGUCGUGAUUGUGGCCGGGCUCUCGAUCCAUGUGUCACAGAUUCGUCAGUCUAUGAUCACCUCUGACCGAAACUACCAUGAGUUAACUUCCCACCUGAAUCUGUCCCAGAGAACCUGUCUCAAGAAUCUAUCUGCGCUCAACUCUGAUCUGUCCAUUCUCAAACGAAUGCACACUGAUCUCCAUCACCAGUUCACUGAGACGGAAACGAAGUUCAGAUCUGUCAACGAAACCAAGGCUCAAAUCUGUGAAUUGUUGACCAGCAGAAGAGAGCAAGCAUUUCCCCAGGACUGGAUUAGAAAUGAAGACCGGUGUUAUUUUAUAUCCACGAUUGAAAGAUCCUACGAUGAGGCAAAGCAGCAUUGUUGGAACUCUGACUCAAAUCUUCUUGAAAUAAACUCAACAGAGGAAGAGAAUUUUGUUAACAAAGCUGUGCAUGACCAACGCAGUUCAUACUGGAUUGGAAGAUGCAAAGCACGGGACGUGGCCUCUCAUGUCGUGUACCAGAUGAGAGUUGGAAAGUACGUAUGCGAUGAAUGUAAAUGGUACAGCCAGCUUUACCCUUGCAGUCAUGAUCAUCAUCGCUUCAUCUGCGAGACGUCUGCAGCUUGGUGCCCGGACAUUUCUAAUAAGAUCCAGGAACUUUGUCAGCAGCCAGUGGGGCCGACGUGAAUCAAAUGACAACACCCUCUUUCACUCUCCUUCUCCCCCGCUCCUCUUACCGAUUUGCACUACCCCAUUCGCGCUGCCCCUCACCCUUUCCCUAUUCUCCUCUUUCUUUCUGUCGCACUCUGGCUCGCCAUCUCUCCCUCUCUUUACCAUUCCCCCUCAAAUCUCUCUCUCUCACACACCUCUCCCCGCCCACUUCUUCUAACUCAUCCGCAUUUUCCUCAGCCCCGCGUUCUUGCCUCCCUUUCCCCCCAGCUCCUCCCCAUCAGUUCCCUCUCUCUCUCGCUCGAUCCUUUACUCCCUCUCUGUCGCACUCUCCCUGUAAUCUGAUCCCACUCCAUCUUCAUUUUCUCUUUUCAGCUACUCUCACCUAAAUCAUGAUUCCUAAUGUUCUCAAUUCCCCAGCCCUGGAGAAAUAGAGUGCCUUAUCUGUGCCCCUCGUGGUUUGAUACACCUCUCUAAGGUCACAGAAUAAAGCUUAACAAUUCCCGACCUCGCUCCAUAGCUCAGUCCUUCGUGUCCCGGCAGCAUCCUCGAAAAUCUCCCACUGUAGAUCUUUCCAGCUCAGCGGCAUCUUUCGCAGAGCAGGGCGACCAGAACUGAACACCGUACUCCAAGUGCGGCCUAACCGACGUCUUGUACAACUGCAACGUGACCUCCGACUCCCGUACUCAGUGUCCUGACUGAUGACGGCCAGCGUGUCAAAUGUCCUGUCCACCUAUAUCCCGUGUUUUCGCCCUAUUAUCUGUGACUUAUACCACAUGAGAUUUGUUCUUCUGAAUGAUCGGUAGGGCGCAAAUAUGUAAAAUUAAUGUGAAAUGCCAAAAUAUAAUAAAUACCGGAAAAAACGUCGUGGGGGUGCUCAUGCGUUCAAGAAUAUGAUGGAGGAGGGGAAGAAGGUGUUCCUGAAUCGUUGAGUUUUUAGACUCUUAUGCCUCGAUGGCACAGGAU
Molecule: messenger RNA, 2198 nt
Organism: Mobula hypostoma (lesser devil ray)
Lineage: Eukaryota; Metazoa; Chordata; Chondrichthyes; Myliobatiformes; Myliobatidae
Exons: 9
Coding region: 123-1250 (375 amino acids)
Biological process (GO): leukocyte cell-cell adhesion; lipoprotein metabolic process
Cellular component (GO): signaling receptor complex; plasma membrane
Molecular function (GO): low-density lipoprotein particle receptor activity
Source: RefSeq, a predicted model, not a curated record